CUCGGCAUAUGCUCCCCGAAUCUCUCCUUAUCCUCCCCUCUGUCUCUUUCUCCCCUUACACUUUCAAUUACAAAAUCCUCACUCCAAAACCCGCUGAGCUAACAGCUAACAGCUUACAACUUACAACCUUCUCUCUCUAAUGGCGUCCUCGGCGCCAGUGCUUCAGCAGCACAACAAUUUCCUCUUCACUUUCAGCUCAAAAACUAAAAAUACCAACUCAAUUUUCUUCUUCAACUCUUAUAACUCUUCUCUCAAUUGCGUAACAAAGCCUCUCGCCUCUACAUCUUCGUCUCUGUUUUCAUCGCCAUUUCAAACCUCCUCGCGUCCUUUAAUUCGCCUCACGCGCGUUUCCACAGCACCCGUAGAGUACGUGCCGCCAGCUCCCGACUUCGAUUUUCACAAAGAAAUCGCCAGGCUUAAAGCUUUGAAAUCGAAGCUUGAUCAUUGUACUAAUUUGAAGGACAGAAUCAGAGUGAUUGACUCUGAUAGUCGUGUGAAUUCCUUUUUCUUUUCGCAUAAGAAUUCGUUUUCUAGGGUUUUGGAGACUUUGCAUUUGGAUGAAUUUGAAGUUUUUUUGCUUAAAUGUGUGGUUGCUGCUGGGCAACAGCAUGUGUUCGGUGAUGUUUGUACAGAAUUUGAGCAGAAAAGAAUUUCGCUGAAGAGUGCUUUGUAUGCUUUGGCGGAAAUGAUUGAGAAUUGGGAUGUAAAUGGCGGUAGUGGUGGCGGUGGCGGUGGUGUGAAUGGUUAUGGUAUAGGAACUGAAGAGCAUGAGGCAUUGAGGUCAAUGUUGAAAAUUAUUGGAGAGGUUGAGCGGUUUUAUGAUUGCAUUGGAGGAAUAAUAGGGUAUCAGAUUAUGGUCCUUGAGCUUCUUGCUCAGUCAACUUUUGAACGACAGAGUCUGUCCCAUCACUCAAAUAAAUCUCUCAAGCGUGAGAUAAUAGAAAUUCAUCCUCCACAUGCACUUGAUCUUUCUCAGGAUUUAGAAUAUGCAUCUCAAGCAGCUAUUUGGGGAAUUGAAGGAUUGCCAAACCUGGGAGAAAUAUAUCCUCUUGGUGGCUCGGCAGACAGGCUGGGUUUGGUUGACCCCGACUCAGGUGAAUGUCUACCUGCUGCAAUGCUUCCGUACUGUGGGCGUAGUCUAUUGGAAGGUCUUAUAAGAGAUCUUCAGGCUAGGGAGUACCUGUAUUUCAAGUUAUACGGCAAACAAUGCAUCACUCCAGUUGCAAUAAUGACAAGUGCAGCAAAAAGCAAUCAUGAGCGUGUCACCUCACUGUGUGAGGAACUCCACUGGUUCGGAAGAGGAAGAUCAAAUUUUAAACUUUUCGAACAGCCUCUUGUUCCAGCUGUUAGUGCAGAAGAUGGACAAUGGUUGGCGAGUGGACCAUUCAAACCUAUAUGCAAACCAGGUGGUCAUGGGGUGAUCUGGAAACUUGCCUAUAAUGAAGGUGUUUUCCAGUGGUUUUAUGAUCAUGGAAGACGAGGUGCGACUGUGAGACAAGUCAGUAACGUUGUGGCAUCUACAGAUUUGACUCUUUUGGCUUUAGCUGGACUUGGUUUGCGUCAGGGAAAGAAACUGGGCUUUGCUUCAUGCAAGCGAAAUGCGGGUGCUACUGAAGGCAUAAAUGUUCUAAUUGAGAAGAAGAAUCUUGAGGGGAAAUGGACCUAUGGUAUAUCCUGCAUAGAAUAUACCGAGUUUGACAAGUUUGGAAUGACGGAUAAUUCUCUUUCUUCUUACAGUUUACAGGGCGAGUUUCCUGCCAAUACAAAUAUUCUAUAUGUUGAUUUGCCCUCUGCUGAGCUAGUUGCGUCAAGUAAUGAUGAGACUAGUUUGCCUGGAAUGGUGCUUAAUGUGAAAAAGGCAAUCACAUAUGUGGACCAGUUCGGAAGCAAGCAUAGUGUCCCAGGUGGCCGCCUUGAGUGCACAAUGCAAAACCUUGCUGAUAACUUUUUCAAUACACGCUCAUGUCGAUGUUAUGAUGGUGUUGAAGAUGGACUAGAUACUUUUAUUGUAUACAACGAAAGAAAGAAGGUGACAUCUUCUGCCAAGAAGAAACGUAGACAUGGUGACAAGUCGUUGCACCAGACUCCAGAUGGCUCGCUGUUGGAUAUAAUGCGUAAUGCCUAUGAUAUUCUUUCCCACUGUGAGAUAAAAAUUCCAAAGAUUGAAGGUAACGAGAAGUAUGUUGACUCUGGGCCUCCAUUUCUUAUUCUUCUCCAUCCUGCUGUAGGUCCCCUUUGGGAAGUAACUAGACAGAAGUUCUACCGAGGUUCCAUAUCCAGGGGUUCAGAGUUGCAAAUAGAGGUUGCUGAGUUCUUGUGGAGAGAUGUGCAGCUUGAUGGGAGUUUGAUCAUUUUAGCUGAGAAUAUAUUAGGUUCAACCACAAUUGAUGAAAAUGGUGAAACCAUUCUACAGUAUGGAAAAAGGUGUGGGAGAUGUAAGCUGGAGAAUGUCAAGAUAUUGAAUGAUGGAAUUAAUUGGAAUUCAAAAGAAAACUUAUACUGGAAGCACGAUGUGCAGCGAUUUGAGGCAGUUAAUGUGUUACUGCACGGAAAUGCAGAAUUUGAAGCAGCAGAUGUUGUGUUGCAGGGUAAUCAUGUUUUUGAAGUUCCAAAUGGUUACAAAAUGAAGAUAACAACAGGAGACUCAGGAUUAGCAGUCGAACUUAAACCUAUUGAGAAGAAGUUGAUGGAGUGUGGAAGCUGGUUUUGGAACUACAAGAUAAUGGGCAAACAUGUUCAGUUGGAAUUGGUGGAGUUAUAGGAUGACUGACAGAUGCCUUACCAACUUCGUUUGUGAAUCGUGGUUCACAACUGGGGCUUGUAACUCACUUUCAGGCUUGGUUGAACAAAAGUUGAACCACUCGAACUCUCUGAUCAGUUUUGUGAUUAAUUGCAGCUGUUUGUAAUUUAGUUGUAAAUCAUGUCUAAUAGUAAUUUGACAACUCUAAUACCACAGUAGUAUUUUUUUCUUUCCUUUUUUUUCGUGUAAAUGUAAAUAAUUCAUGUUUCCCUCCGGGUUUCUUGGUCAUUGUUGUAUGCUUUUUGAGCAUCUGUAACAAAAUCGAUUCCAUGAAGAUGAAUGCUCGUGGCAUCUA
Molecule: messenger RNA, 3095 nt
Organism: Nicotiana tabacum (common tobacco)
Lineage: Eukaryota; Viridiplantae; Streptophyta; Magnoliopsida; Solanales; Solanaceae
Product: UTP--glucose-1-phosphate uridylyltransferase 3, chloroplastic
Biological process (GO): UDP-N-acetylglucosamine biosynthetic process
Molecular function (GO): UDP-N-acetylglucosamine diphosphorylase activity
Source: RefSeq, a predicted model, not a curated record